Molecule: messenger RNA, 6374 nt
Organism: Mercenaria mercenaria
Lineage: Eukaryota; Metazoa; Mollusca; Bivalvia; Venerida; Veneridae
Product: protein FAM161B-like
Exons: 5
Coding region: 29-2395 (788 amino acids)
Biological process (GO): cilium organization
Cellular component (GO): cilium
Source: RefSeq, a predicted model, not a curated record
GUGCGAAGCUAAACAUAUUUGCCGCAACAUGGCAACAAUGGCAACAACUCACGGUUUGUCAGUUUUAACGAAUUCCAGUGUAAAGCCGCCCUUGAAUCCUAAAACAGGAUUAUCUGCAUCAUUGCAUGAAAGACCCGGGCCUACACUUGGAAGGUUUUCGGGAAUUUACUUCGAUGAUUAUGAUCCUGACAGACAGGCAGAAAAAGAAAUUUUUGAACCCAGAUUCACAUCGAGGCCCAGUACAGUAGACACGCCAGACCUUUUACAGUUAGGUAAACUCUCAGACGAAGAAUUUUAUCAGAAACUGUUAGAAUUAAAAAAUGAACAAAGAAAAAUAUUGCAAAAGUGUGAGAAAGUUUACAUUGAAAAACACAAGGGUGUGAUUGCCCCUACAUUUCCAGAGGAGGAUGCUGUGAAGACCCCAAUAAGAACAGUUGCAUCAAAUUCUUACAAUGAAACAUACAGAUCGGAAACAUUUGUUGAUGAAGAUGGUGUUCUUAUAUCAACACGGAGGCCAAGAUCUCCUCUGUCUCCAGCUAGGUCAGCUUCCCCAUUUGCAGGCAGCAGAGGUAAUAGUCCACCAAGAGCUGAAUCACCAGCAAGGGAGUCCCUGACAGACUCCUUCAGCAGACCGCCAACAGGAAGACCUCCAAUACCACUUGCAGCAAAAUCAAUGACAUCUCCACCAUCCCGUCCAAGAUCUGCACCAAUUCCUCGUGAAAUUGCAAAGUCACUCGAAGAUCUUCGCUCGGCAACACUUGGCUUAAAAAAGUCAUUUGAAGUGAGUGACAGUGAAUAUAUUCCAGAUGAUACAGUCUCAGAGCCUUACAGAGAUCAUGAUAGGUCUUUGUCUACAAUAGAACAUAUGUGGCAAAACUUUUCAAUAAAUGAUUAUACACCUAGAAGAUCUGUGAAAGAAAGAACCAUGGAAAGACCAUCUUCAGCAAAAGUAACACGUAAUGAGAAGAGGCAGAAAGAUAGUUGGCGUCAUAGGCUCACAGUACCAAAACCUUUCACCAUGACAUUGAGAGAUGAAAGUAAGGAAAAGAAGAAAUCCAAGAAUCUUAAAGAAUUUGAAGAGCAAAAGUAUCAAAAAGAAAUUGAAGAGGAAGAAGAACUGAAGAAAAAAUUCAAAGCAAGACCAGUUCCAGCUCAUGUCUAUCUGCCCCUGUUUGAUGAAAUUCAGGAAAAAGGUGAAGAAAAGCGACGUCAUAUAAGACAACAAAGUGCUGAAUUGUUAAAAUCUCAAGAAAAGCCGUUUAGUUUUUUGAAACGGGAAGAAGACAGAAAACAACAUCAAAGAAUGGAGAGAGAUUGUAAUGAUUUAGGUUACACUGACACAAAAACUAAAACAAAGCCUGAAUCAUUUAAGGCAAAUCCAGUACCAAAGCAUAUAUUUGAUUCUACCGUUGAUGACAAAAUAAUGGAAGAAGAGGAAUACAGAAAGAUCAGAAUUAAAAUGAGAGCAGAAGAAUUGUUAAGGUCUUCAUCUUUGCCACCAAAUAUGAAUACAAGAGAACAAAUGAAAGAGCAAAAAGAAAGAGAGCAAAGAAUGAAAAACAAAAGGAAAGGUAAAGGAACAAAAAGUGCAACACGACUAAGAAUUAACCAUGAGGUCCCAAAUUAUGAUGCAUUGUAUCGUCAGUUUCAGCAAGAAUUACAGAGAAGGAAAGGAAUGCGAGAAUCAACUGUAUCUCAGCCAUUUAGACUUGAGACAGAGAGGACUGGCAAAUCUACUGUAGAAAGAAUUAAAAAAGAAAUUGAAAAGGAAGAAGAAACUAUGAGGGAGAAUAGAUGGCCGUACAAACUCCCAAGGACAAAAGUUAAACUAGGUCACAUGUCAUCAUCACUGGAUGCCUUACCAGCAAAAUCAACGAGGUCUGCAGAUGCAAGAACCAGCAAAACUAGGAGCCACAUUCAGAAGCUGUCAGAGAGAGAACUUCAGGAAAUCGAGGAAGAUCGACGUCGACGUGUAAAGGAAAUGAGAUUGAGAAGAGCAAUCCAAGAGAAAACUAUGACACAUGAUACACCUAGAGAGACUCUGGAGGAGAGAAAGAAAAAAAACAGGGAAGCAGAUAGAGCCAGAAUGGAAGAGUAUGAAAGAGAAAUGCAGGAGAUGAAGAACAGAAUAAACAGAAGACCACUAUUGUUUGAACAGGAAUCUCAGGUAAAUGCUAAAAAGAAGGCAGAGAAGAAGUUUAACGCCACGUUGAGAAGUGUUGGUUUGGACGAAGAGUUUGUACAGAGCCGAGGAUCUAGGUCAGCUAGUGUUCAUGAUUACACAGAUGAUUAUGAUGAUGAUGAUGAUUUCGAGGACACUGCUGUGAAACGUCAAGAUAACACCUACACUAAGCGUCGAGACUCUGAGGGUUCUAUGUCCCCUGUAGAAAGUUGAAAUGGGUUAAAGUAAAAUAUUGUCAAGUUGCAUAUUGUUUUAGAUAGUUUUUCAAAACUUUAUUGUGAUACAAGAAACAAAGAUUUGCAUUGAAUGUAAGAUUAACUUUUAUUUCUAAGAGAUGCAGCAUGGUAUGAAAAAUACCAUGUCAGGACUGUAUAUUAUAAUGAAGAUACAUAUUUAACUGAAGCAGAGAGAGACAGAAGUUUUAGCAGUAAAUAUUAGGACCAACUAGAAUAGUUGUUAUUUAACCAGUUAAUUUCUUUUGCUAUGAUUAAUUGACAGUUAUAUCUUGUGACUUUAUUUUAUUGGGAUCAGUGUUUCAAUUUACGCAUUUAAUGUUUUUAUUGUUAUAUCUUUUGCCUGUUGCUUUAUUGUACGAAUGAAUUUAGAUUCUUAAUAGCGUGAUUCAGUUUUACAUGAAUGCACAUUAUAACUGGUUAAAAAAAAUCUCAAGUAUGCUGUAUUCAAUAGUUUUGUCAAGAGAAAGGCUCAUGUGAUGUUAAGAUGGAGUUAUAUUUAAGUUAGUAUCAACAUGAGUCUGUAAAAUGUACAAAAUCUAGUAAGACCUUAAAAUUAGUGCAAGAUAUUCUCAUGCAUUGUCCUCUUCUAUCUGAGGAUUGUUCUCCUGUUUUUCUUAAGUGCAUAUUUCUUCUUGAUAUACUGUGUCUUCAAAUGACCAUGUACUGUUUAUUGAUGACAGUGGUAUCACAGUGCUUGCCUAUUUUGUAUUUCAUAUCAGCCACAGUAAGCAAUAUUUGUUCGUAUUUUAUUUAUUCACUAUUACUAAAAGUUUCUCGGAAGUAGAGUUCAAUUAAUUAAUUUUACAUCAUAUUACACAGUAGUGUAGAAGUCUUCAUUUGUUGGGUAACUAAUCACUCAAUCUGAAGUAGUUUGUACUUCAUCUUUGUUGCGUGUGUGUAAAUUGUCAGUUACUUACAGAUAAUAAGUUAAAAUUGGUGCACAACCCAGUAACGCUGGUUACGUUACCUGACUGUUUAAAAAUGGUUCAUUUUUUUUUGGAAAGUUAGAAAAUGCUUUUAUUAAGUUAAUAAAUUCUAAAUUGAUUCAUCAUGUUUUAGGAAAGUAACAAUUAAAUAUGUAGAAAACUAAAAAAGAAAUGAUAUUUGAUACAAAAUGGAAGGAAUUUAGAAACAUUUUAUUUCAAAUACAUAAAAUUAUUAGUUAAAGAAACUGGUCUCCUAUCUAUUACAAUCUGUUGUUUUUUUAUGAUCAGUCUGGGUUCUUGCCCCUUUAUUAAACCCAAACAAAAGGAAGGGACGUCUUAAAUAUGUAGUUCACGUUAUUGAUAAAAUGUUGGAUGAAACUGGCAGUAGGCUGUGUAAGUGGGAAGUUUAAAAUCUCUAAUUUGUAUGUGAUUAUUUAUAAAGUUGUAACCUCUUUAUUUAUAAAUUAUUUAUAGUUCUUGCAAAGACAUGCCUAUCAAAAUACAGUCAGAUUUAUAUGCAUAUAUACAUGUAUGUCAUUAGUCCAGUAGUGCCAAUGUUCCAUGUUUAACCUGUAUAUACUGAGCAUUUAAAUAUAUUUAUAUUAUUAUAUCAUGUUAUUUUAUUAAACAUUGUGUUUUAUUCCAUAAACACAUUAAAGACAAAGCAGGAUGCAGACAUGUUCUCAUCAAAGUUUGGUUUUUUUUUCACUUAAAAUACCAUUGUUGAAGGGCUGCUACAAACAAAGCUAUGAAAAUAAGGAAAUAAAAAUAUAAGUAAAUGUUUACAAUGCUUUUUUUUAAAGUUUUGUUUGGAUCAUUAAUACUUCUCUAACUCAAUGCAUACUAUCCUGAUAGAUUUGUCUGGUUUAGAUUUUUAGCUUGACUAUACGAAGUAUGGAGAGCUGUCCUACUCCUAUAGCUCUGUAAUAACAUGAUGGAUGUGAUUCAAACAUGAAAUAGUUAUUCCUCAUCAUCAUCCACAUGAUACGGCACAAGGGUCAUAACUCUUGCACAAAUAUUUCAUGAAAGUUAUAUAUAAUAAUCUUGUUUACCGGUAAUCGUUGUAUUAAGUAUAUCAGACUGGUAGUCAAUUGUGCUGUUGUUUCUUAUUGCAAAAUGUAAACAUAGCAUUACAUGAAUUAACAGACACAAAAUUUCAAGUUGCUUUUACAAAACAUCCUUAUACACAAUAGUCUGUGUUAUAUUCAAAGUCAAAACUUUGAAAAAAAAAUUGUGAAAAUUUAUUUCUGUUGUGUCAUGUUAAACACUUACUGAAUGAUCCUGUGGGCCUUGGGCAAUAGUUUUGACUAUUGACUGGCUUGCCUAUCAAGGGUACAUUGUUAUAUACCGGUAACUCUUUUUUUGUUAGCUCGACUAUUCAUAGAAUAGUAGAGCUAUUGGACUCGCCCAUGCGUCGGCGUCCGCGUCCGCAUCCGCGUCCGCGUCCCGAUUUGGUUAAGUUUUUGUAUGUAAGCUGGUAUCUCAGCAACCACUUGUGGGAAUGGAUUGAAACUUCACACACUUAUUCACUGUGAUAAACUGACUUACAUUGCACAGGUUCCAGAACUCUGUUUUGCUUUUUUACAAAAUUAUGCCCCUUUUUUGACUUAAAAAUUUUUGCUUAAGGUUUUGUAUGUAAGCUGGUAUCUCAGUAACCACUUGUGGGAAUGGAUUGAAACUUCACACACUUAUUUACUGUGAUAAACUGACUUACAUUGCACAGGUUCCAUAACUCUAUUUUGCUUUUUUACAAAAUUAUGCCCCUUUUUCGACUUAGAAUUUUUUGGUUAAGGUUUUGUAUGUAAGCUGGUAUCUCAGUACUCACUAAUGGGAAUGGAUUGAAACUUCACACACUUGUUCACUGUCAUGAUCUGACAUGCACAAAGCAGGUCCCAUAACUUUAUUUUGCUUUUUUACAAAAUUAUGCCCCUUUUUCAGCAUAGAAAUUUUUGGUUAAGUUUUUGUAUGUAAGCUGGUAUCUCAGUAUCCACUAAUGGGAAAGGAUUGAAACUUCACACACUAGUUCACUGUCAUGAAAUGACAUGCAGUGCAAAGGGUCAACAACUCAACUUUGCAUUUUACAAAAUUAUGCCCCUUUUUGAACUUAGGAGUUUUUGGGUUAAAUUCUUAUAUGUAAGCUGGUAUCUCAGUACUCACUAAUGGGAAUGGAUUGAAACUUCAUACACUUGUCCACUGUCAUGAGCUGAUAAGCACUAUGCAGGUUCCAUAACCCUAUUUUACUUUUUUACUAAAUUAUGCCCCUUUUUCGACUUUCUUAUUCAUUCAAGCGACAAGGCUGUUAAAUAGUCGAGCGUUGCUGUCCUCCGACAGCUCUUGUUGUAUAACUGGUAAUUUUAAUUUCCAUUAGUUCUUUUUGUGCACAUUUAUGAAAACCAGACUCCUUUUAAUGGCAGAAAUGUGUCUGUUGAAGUUUAAACAGGUAUAUUUGUAAUGUAUUUAAAGAUUAUUUUUCACUCUAAUGUUAAUUACAUAACAGAUAUUUUACAGAAUACUGAUAUACUGAAUUGUUCUGAGUAGAUCUGCUAUUAAAAUACAUCAUAGAUGUUUGAACCUAAUAUUGAAUGGUAUCACCUAUGUAAAUGUGAGUUUAAGAAAUAAUUUUCCAUUAAGAAGUGAUCUUUCUGUAAAUGAACUAUAUGAAGAUAGUCAUAGUUGUAAAUAUAUGUUUUAAUGACAACAUGUUGCUGUUAAAAUUUUUUCUGUGAUAUUAGUUUUGUGAUAUUAGAUUGUUACACAUGUACAUGAAUCACUUUAUAUGGAGAUGAGUGCAAGAAUUAGGUAAAUGCUAUUUAUAGCAUAGGUUUAUCAUUCUGAACAAUAGCUUUGUUUUAAAAUCUGUCUGCUGUCACUGAAGUAUUGUUCAAAGAAAUUACAGACAAAAUCUUCUCUUUCUUAUUUGCUAUUGGACAAACAAAAUAAAUAGCAAAAUAGCCAAAGAUUUAUGCACAUGUAAUUAACUCAGUAGAUGUACAUGUAUUUAUAUAGUUUAAUAAAUAAGCUAGAAAGAUA